AUAUCUGAUGAACAAUGAAUUCACUGGUGAAUUGCCUCCAAGCUUUGAGAAACUGGAGAACUUGCUGAUUUUUAAUAUUCGAGGGAACAACUUCAGCGGAAGAGUACCCAAUUACAUAUCCAAGUGGAAGCAACUUCAGAGGCUCUUGCUCAUGGGUAACAAUUUUAAAGGGCCUUUCCCUCCUACAAUCUCAACAUUAACAAGUCUUACUCACCUGGCAGUAAAUGACUUAAGUGGCCUUUCAUUACCAGAAAUCUCAGGAAUGAUCUUUUUGCAACGCUUGACGUUGAGGAAUUGCUCACUUGCUCAUGAAAUUCCUCAUUUUAUCUGGAAUAUCUCAUCCCUAACACAUUUGGACUUGAGCUUCAACAGUUUGACUGGUAAAAUUCCAGACGCUAUCAACCAGACAUCCCUAAGAUACAUGUAA
Molecule: messenger RNA, 427 nt
Organism: Ilex paraguariensis (yerba mate)
Lineage: Eukaryota; Viridiplantae; Streptophyta; Magnoliopsida; Aquifoliales; Aquifoliaceae
Source: the annotation of a GenBank genome assembly